Molecule: messenger RNA, 4417 nt
Organism: Cricetulus griseus (Chinese hamster)
Lineage: Eukaryota; Metazoa; Chordata; Mammalia; Rodentia; Cricetidae
Source: RefSeq, a predicted model, not a curated record
AGGCAGGCAGGCAGCCUCGAGGGCCAGUGCACCGCCAAGGACAAAAGGAGCCCCGCGCCGGACGCCGUGUACACUUCCGAUCCCGAUCAGCAUGAGGAAGACCGAAAUGGGAAGGUUCAACAUCUCCCCGGAUGAGGACAGCAGCAGCUACAGCUCCAACAGUGACUUCAACUACUCAUACCCCACCAAGCAGGCUGCUCUGAAAAGCCAUUAUGUGGACGUGGAUCCUGAAAACCAGAACUUUUUACUUGAAUCAAAUUUGGGGAAGAAGAAGUAUGAAACAGACUUUCAUCCAGGUACUACUUCCUUUGGAAUGUCAGUAUUUAAUCUGAGCAAUGCGAUUGUGGGCAGUGGAAUCCUUGGGCUUUCUUAUGCCAUGGCUAAUACUGGAAUUGCUCUUUUUAUAAUUCUCUUGACAUUUGUGUCAAUAUUUUCCUUGUAUUCUGUUCAUCUCCUCUUGAAGACUGCCAAUGAAGGAGGAUCUUUAUUAUAUGAACAGUUAGGCCAUAAGGCUUUUGGACUGGCUGGAAAGCUAGCAGCCUCUGGAUCGAUUACAAUGCAAAACAUUGGAGCUAUGUCAAGCUACCUCUUCAUAGUGAAAUAUGAGUUACCUUUGGUGAUCAAGGCAUUAAUGAACAUUGAAGAUACAAAUGGACUGUGGUAUCUGAAUGGUGAUUAUCUGGUCUUGUUGGUGUCCUUGUUGCUUAUUCUUCCAUUGUCGCUGCUGAGAAAUCUAGGGUACUUGGGGUACACCAGUGGUCUCUCCUUGCUGUGUAUGAUGUUCUUUCUGAUCGUGGUGAUUUGCAAGAAGUUUCAAAUUCCUUGUCCUGAAGCUUUGAUGGUCAAUGAAACUGUGAACGCCACAUCAGCACUGGCACUCCUGGCAUCUAACGUGACAUUAAACGCCACCACCACAGCAGAUUGUUGCAGGCCACGUUACUUUAUCUUCAACUCACAGACCGUGUAUGCCGUGCCAAUCCUGACGUUUUCUUUUGUCUGCCAUCCUGCUGUCCUUCCCAUCUAUGAAGAGCUGAAAGGCCGCAGCCGGAGGAGGAUGAUGAAUGUGUCCAAGAUUUCGUUCUUCGCCAUGUUUCUGAUGUAUCUGCUCGCUGCUCUCUUUGGAUACCUGACAUUUUAUGGACAGGUCGAGUCCGAAUUGCUUCAUACCUAUUCUAAAGUCGUGGGAACUGACAUUCUUCUCCUUGUUGUCCGCUUGGCUGUGUUGAUGGCUGUCACCCUCACAGUACCAGUGGUUAUUUUCCCAAUCCGGAGUUCCAUCACUCACUUACUAUGUGCUGCAAAAGAGUUCAGUUGGUGGCGUCACAGUGUCAUCACUGUGGCUAUCUUGGCCUUUACCAAUUUGCUUGUCAUCUUUGUCCCUACCAUUAGGGAUAUCUUCGGUUUCAUUGGUGCAUCGGCAGCUGCAAUGCUGAUUUUUAUUCUUCCAUCUGCCUUCUACAUCAAGUUAGUGAAGAAGGAAUCUUUGAGAUCCGUGCAGAAGAUCGGGGCUCUGCUGUUUCUCGUAAGCGGCAUAGUGGUGAUGUUUGGAAGCAUAGCCUUGAUUGUUUUGGAUUGGGUACACAAUGCCUCUACAGGUGGCCACUAAUGGCACCACUCAAACUCAAUGGUCCAUCUGCCGCCAGUGUUGAGUCAACACUCAACUUGCUCAGAAAUUUCACCUGAUGCUUUUGGUUCACUUCCUUUUGAAGUGCAGAUUCCUCGCUGGUUCUUCUGGAUGCAGAAUAAGUGGAACUUCUGUUUCGUUUCGUUUUUAUUUGUUUUUUAUUUUUUUUUAUUUUUAAAGAAACUUAUCUGUGUGUUAGGGAAUGGAUAUUAACAGCAAAACCACGAGUCUUGGGUUAAGGGAAGUGACUAUUUAUUCCAUUCCAGAGAAUGGACGAACUUUUAACUUUUUAUCAAGCCACAUGCUUGGCUGUGUCAUUGUUUAACUUGGAUAUUUUAUGAUUUUACUUGAAUGUGCCUAACGGAACCAUUCGAUGUGAAAAAUACUUAAUUUACAGCAAAGUAUUGAAAUAAGCAUUGAGAAAAACACUUAUUUUUUGUACCAAAAAAUACUUUAAAAGACCUCAGAAGCACUAUUUUACUUUGAAGAAGUUGCAUUUUUUGAACUUUAUCCAGAACCAGUUGUCGAUAAACUCCGUAAAGCAAUUUCAUUUAUAUUUAAAAAUGAAUAUUAGUAUUAUGAAAUUAUUUGCCUUUUUUGUAGGCAUUAUAAGCCAAAUACUUUUUUACCCAAAAUCAUUUUCGGGAAAAUGUUAAGAAAAAUUGUACCAUGAAUUAGCAUAGUUUUGUUUUGUUCAUUCAAAUUUCAUUUAAAGGAUAAUUGGUAGCUGCUGCACCAAAUCAGGUGAACACUGUUCAUUGCUUUGUUUGCCUCCAGAUAAUUGGUUCAUUAAAACUAAGAUGUUUAUGUCUUCAACCUAUUAGGCUGAAAAACAAUGCAGAUAUUUCUGUUGGAAAUGAAAUAACUGACUUUUGAGGUACCAAAUAAUUAGUGCAAUUGGGUAAAACAGGGUUUAUUCAGUUGCGUCUGUCUCCAGAGUUGUAUUGUCAGCUCUGGGUUAAGCUUUGGGCCUGCCCUUUAAAAUACUGCUUCCAGAAGUGAAAAUGGGCACCUACUGAUGGCAGUAGGUCAGAACUCUCCAAUAGGAAGUACAACUUUCGAAUGCUUACCCUACUGGAAGCGUGAUUUACUUGACAACACAUGGCUCAAUUGUGUUCCUGCUGUGUGUCUACAGUAGAGGUCUGACCCACAGGCUGCACCAAGGCCAGCACACUGCGAGUUCUCGUCAGAAAGACCACUGGGUUUCCCAUGCAGUAAGCUUUUUAAAAACUCGCACUGGAUUGUCAUCUCAUUCUUGUACAAUGCAGAAUUAUUUGUUUACAUCGAACAAAUGAUUAGUUAGGGGAAAUAGUACAACAUGGUUGUACUUAGUUUCUGGUCCAACUGCAUGCUUACCUUUCCAUUUCAAUUCCAGUUAAAAGUGAAAACAUUACUUUGAAGCUUGGCUUUAGGAGCACAUUUAUUGUAUGUUAACGGUGUAUGGUGAAUAUAUUAAAAAAUGUGGUACUUUGCUCAUCAGGCAUAAUGUUAAGAUCUAAUAUAACAUAAUUCCAUUAAGUGGUUGAGGGAAGCAAGUGGAAUCAUCAAUUGGCCAUCUGACUCUUGAGGUUAUCUCUUGAACUAAAUAUUUUUAGUUUGAGGCACCAGGGUCAGAAAUGUGGCACACAUGGUUUUUUGUUACACAGUCUUGUAUAUGUGGCUAAAUUCAUAGUCAAGAUGUGUCUGCUAUUCAAGACACCUGCAGACCGGAAGACAUCUAGUAGUGCUUCAUUGGGUAAGACCAAUGGUCCAUUUUGUCCCAAAGAUGAAAUCUGGGGACCAUCUAGAAGCAGAGGCAGUGAGAAGACACUCUACCACGCUGCUUUCAUGUCACUCAAAUCCAGAACCUCACCUGUAGUUCAAGAGUUAGUAUUUCUGCUUGAAGUCCUGGAAAGAGUUGCUGAUGAGACCUGCCAGGGAUGCAGAGAAACAAGCAUCCAAGAGAAGGUGCCAUGGCAACCAGGAAGAAGUAAGUGGAAGAGAAAAAGAUCCUGUUCACAGCCAAUCAGUGUGGAGAGACUUUCCUAACCUUUUUGUGAGGGAGCACAAUUUAAGGUUCAAAACGAAUUUUUUAGGCCAAAUUCCAACACUUAAGGCUAUUUUAUCAGCCUUGAGGUUCCUAAACUGAAUUCCCAUCCAUGAGCAGUCUUCAGUAUUAAAACCACUGUCCUGUCACCUCAUUUUGCAUUGCUGUCUUCCAUGGACAUUUCAGUUAUAACUGUACUAUUUAUAGAGCAGCAUUAAUCCAUUAAAGCUAACCUAUUUUUCAAUAUUUAUGAUAAACUGUACAUACAUUGUCCAUAUGUAUUUGUAAAUAGAUUGUAUAUACUGUUGGAACUGGGUCUUGGGUUCAAAUGUAUAUAUUCCCGUAAGUUUCUUAACUGCAUUUUGAUGAACUUACAUUAUAUAUAAGCCCCCAAAGUACUUGUAUAGAGAAUCCAAUAUUACAAAUUGACAUUGUGUAUAAAUGCUGAAAUUGAAGAUACUUGUUUAAAUUGUAUUUGCAAUAAACUGAUCGGACAUCAACUUAAGUUCAAGUCCUAUUUAAAUUUUAAAUGAGGUCUAAAUUUUCAAAAUGCAGUAGCUAUAACAUGUUACCUGAAAACAUGUCAAAAUGUGAUCACAAUGAAAGAUGUGAGAGCCUUGGUUGUGUAUAUAGUGUAAAUGUCUCCACUGUACUGUUAGAGGCUAACAUGCCACUGUGGCUUGUUGGCAAGGAGUGCUACACCGGUUUCAAUGAAACAAUGUAUGUUUGUUUUAACUGAACUAAAAUAAAUACAUACUUAAUCCUGA